Messenger RNA from Dreissena polymorpha, 1172 nucleotides. RefSeq lists its product as uncharacterized. The transcript is spliced from 3 exons. The record is from RefSeq and is a predicted model, not a curated record. NCBI's taxonomy places the organism in Eukaryota, Metazoa, Mollusca, Bivalvia, Myida, Dreissenidae. The coding region runs from base 52 to 762 and encodes 236 amino acids.
AUUGACAUAUGCGACUCCUGUGGUCAGUUCAUAGUUCAGGUAGGCGAGGUCAUGGAAAAUUGUACGUUUAACAAUGAGUCGUCUGCAACAUAUUCAGACGCCAGUUCGGUUGCCACGGAUACGAAUAAUUCAACUGUUUGGAAACGUCUUUAUAACUCGUAUCGUUAUUCGAGGACGAAACGUGAAGUAUCGAAAGCAACGAUGUACAGUGAUGAUUACGUCAGAGUUAACGUCACUAUCGAUCAAGAUAAGGAUGUCAUUAAAAAUUUCGAGAUUAGGGACAGUUUAUUGGUCAAUAUGGGGCUAUGGAGAACCCGGAUUUGCGUUCCCGACACUAUGGGUUGCGUACAGCUUUACCCAUCACAGGCCUCUGAAAUCUUCAGCAGGAUGCCAUCACUUCUGGCUCUGCAAGGUUCAUUAGAUAGCUGUCGUCUGCUACAACUGUUGUCUCUGACCGUGACUUUUCUGACCUUUGUGUUGCUAAGCAACACUCAGCUGCGCUCAGUACUACAGAGGUGGACUGCAAUUAUCCUACUUAACGCAUUUCUGGCCGGCUUUUUCUGCAUCGCAUCCGUGAUGUUGGCAAUAACGUCAUAUGCACUGUUCGUCCCAUUUAAUGACGUCAUAGUUCCAAGAUUUCCAUGGGCCAUUAUGUUUGCAACAAUCGCAGGCAUUGUACAAAUGUAUACGGUAUACUUGUCUUCGGAAUACAACAAACAGAAUAACCAAAUCUGGCGUAAAUGUGACGUGUUAUAUGUAUGACGUAACUUGAGCGCGUGACGUCUAUUUUAUGCAACCCAUCAACAAGAAGGAAGUACGCAGUAACGUUUGAAGUUACGCAAGAUAGCAAAGGACGUAACGAUAAGGGAUUUUCGUACGCACAAAAUCAAUACGCAUGAUCAAAAUACCAUCAAGUGUGACUUCGAGAUGAUUGCAACUCGCGCAUAAACAAUGGAAACGAGUGUUGCAAGUGAUUUUGGAGACUUCUUAUACAUGUAGAUCUACAAGUGACCGUCAUGAUGACAAUGACUUUGUUUGAUUGCGAGCUAUUUUAGAGACUUUAUGCAAAAUAUCUAUAUGAACAGAAAUCUGUGAUAUUUUCUCAUGCAAGAAAUGUUAAUUACACUUGUGCUCAAAACAUGACAAUGCAACUCAUUCUUAUUGCCGAUUAA